This is a messenger RNA of Pseudopipra pipra, 1616 nucleotides long. It is a transcript of the gene ETFRF1, whose product is annotated as electron transfer flavoprotein regulatory factor 1. The transcript has 4 exons. Gene Ontology annotation, cellular component: mitochondrion. NCBI's taxonomy places the organism in Eukaryota, Metazoa, Chordata, Aves, Passeriformes, Pipridae. The record is from RefSeq and is a predicted model, not a curated record. Gene Ontology annotation, biological process: respiratory electron transport chain. The coding region runs from base 169 to 429 and encodes 86 amino acids.
CCCGCCUGACGCGGCCUGGCGGCGGCUCCGGCCGGGAACGGCCCCGUCCGGGAGCGGGUGAGACCCUGGUCCGGCCUUCCCGGGGUCGGGGUGGGAACCGGGAGCGGGUAAAAAAACCAAACAAACCCAAAAAUCAGACAAGAUUAAAGAGUUCACCAAAAUGUGAGAAUGGCCAAUUCUUUAAGAGGUGAAGUGGUGAGACUGUACAAAAAUCUGCUGUACCUUGGAAGGGAGUAUCCCAAAGGAGCAGACUACUUUAGAAGCCGUUUGAAAGCAGCUUUCCUAAAACACAAGGAUGAGAAAGACCCUGAGAAAAUUAAGCAACUGAUUGCACGGGGUGAAUUUGUUAUAAAGGAGCUGGAGGCUUUGUACUUCCUGAGGAAAUACCGAGCCAUGAAACAGCGCUACUACAGCGAUGACAACCAGUGACUGUGCAUGCAACCAACACAUCCACGAAAACUGACAAUAAAGGAGAUGUAACCUCAAAAGAAACGAAAUGUAAAUCCUUCCAACCCCUCUAAGGUACAAAUUAGGACUUUGCUUCCCCUCCAGCAGCUGCUUGGGUUGUUUUCACUAAAACCUCAGGUGUGAAACGACUUUGCAGGAAGGAGUGGUUGCACAGCUCUGUUCUGUUUCACUUCAAAAUAUAUCUUUAACAGAAGCUCUUCUUACCCCAUAAUUGUGUUUGAAUGUCAAUUCAAAGUGCUAAUGCUUGCUACUUGGAAGCUUAACCUGAAAGUCCUCUGCAUUAAACGAUUGAUUUCCACUCACCUUCUCCAAAGUAAAGUUCUCCACUCAGCCCUGGUGAGGCCACAUUUGGAGAAUCGUGUUCAGUUCUGUCUCCGUAGUUCAAGAAAGACAAGGAGCUACUGGAGAGGGUCCAGUGGAGGCCACAAAGAUACUUAGAGGUCUGGAGUGUGUCUUAUGAGGGGAAACUGCAGGAGCUGGGCCUGUUUAUUCUGGAGAAGAUGGAGGGGGAUCUCAACAAUGCAUAUAAAGAUCUCUGAGGUGGAUGUCAGAGGAUAGUGCCAGAUUCUUCUCAGUGGUGCCCAGUGACAGGAUGAGGAGCAAUGGCCACAAACUAAAACACAAGAAGUUCCACUUCAGCAUGAGAACUUCUUUGUACUGAGGGUGGCAGAGCCCUGGAACAGCUGCCCAGGGAGGGUGUGGAGUCUCCCUGUCUGGAGGCAUCCCAAACCCACCUGGACAUGUUCCUGUGUCCCCUGCUCCAGGUGACCCUUCCUUGGCAGGGAGGUUGGACUGGAUGAUCUCCAGGAGUUGUUUCCAACCCUGACAAUUCUGUGAUUCUCUGAAAGUCAAUUCUUAAAGCUUUUAACCUCAUCUGCUUCACUUGCAGAGGCACCACCUUUCUGUGUUAGGAGGAUGACUUUGGGGUCAGGAAAGGGGCAUUGCUAGUUCAAGAACCAACAGUCAAAGAAUACUGGCACUUUUAAGAGGAAUGAAGUUUCCACUGUCAUUUAAAACAAGCAUUCAGGUAAAGCUAACAGGAUCAUGAAGCAGAAAGUAAAGUAAUGCUAAAACAAAUGCUAAUAAUUUAGUGUAAUGUACAAAAUUACUUCAGUACUUCUUAAGGAUAAAUUGUAUUUACAUAAUUA